AUGGAGUACAAAACCAAAGCAGUACCCAUGGAUUCCACUUCCUACCUCAGCAAGCAAGCGGCUCCCCCUCUGCUGUUGACCUCGGCCGUCCACAACUUGCCGUUGAACCGGGACUACUUCGUCUGGUCUCUCUUCAACUCCUUCUACAUGAACAUCUGCUGCAUCGGCUUCUUGGCGCUGACUUUCUCAGUCAAAUCCCGAGAUCGCAAGUUUGUGGGUGACUUGGAAGGUUGCCGGCAACACGCAUCGACAGCCCGAAAGCUCAACAUUGUGAGCUCGGUGCUCUGCACCAUCACCACCAUCACAAUCGUUGUGAUGGCGAUGGCUGGCACGUUUCAUAUCCUGAAAACAUUCGACCAGAACAAAUGA
Molecule: messenger RNA, 369 nt
Organism: Hemiscyllium ocellatum (epaulette shark)
Lineage: Eukaryota; Metazoa; Chordata; Chondrichthyes; Orectolobiformes; Hemiscylliidae
Product: dispanin subfamily A member 2b-like
Exons: 1
Coding region: 1-369 (122 amino acids)
Cellular component (GO): plasma membrane
Source: RefSeq, a predicted model, not a curated record